Molecule: messenger RNA, 2333 nt
Organism: Magallana angulata
Lineage: Eukaryota; Metazoa; Mollusca; Bivalvia; Ostreida; Ostreidae
Product: 3-oxo-5-alpha-steroid 4-dehydrogenase 1-like
Exons: 5
Coding region: 1616-1987 (123 amino acids)
Biological process (GO): steroid biosynthetic process
Molecular function (GO): 3-oxo-5-alpha-steroid 4-dehydrogenase activity
Source: RefSeq, a predicted model, not a curated record
AUUGGAUGUCUGAUACGAUACAGCAGACAUUGCAGAUACUAGUAUUUAAUUUAUAGUGAAAUAUAUGUAACACUUUGGUUUAAAGAUGAUGCGUAUUAAUUCAUCAAAAUCAUCAUUUCAAUUAAUUAGUGUUGAUGAUAGUUUUACAUAUAAUUUUAGUUUUAUUUUAUUUCCUUCAAGUAAAUUUAAAAUGAUUACAAUAUCGCAUGAUGUGCGUUAUCAUUAUGAUAGUUAUUCAAUAACGAAUUCGCAUCACUUUUAAUCUAGACGUUUACACAUACAAAUAUAUUAAACUGUUUUUUAUACAUUAUACAAAAGAUCAAAUUCAUGGUUUAUUUUUAAAGAUAUUAUACAGAAAGGUAUAGAAUUUUAGUAAUAAUUGUCAGUUAUGUAUAAUUUCAUCUUUAUAAUUUUGCAUACAAAUUCUACAUCUUAAAAGGUUGAUUCAAUCGAGAUUUAUUUCAGACACUGUUUGUUUUUACAAUACACUAUUAUUGGAAAAUCAUGCUUCUCUGUCAGUAGAGAAAAUGCAGUAUUCUUUUUAUUCUUCGAUCUAUCUUUUCUUAUUAUUCAAUUAGGUGGUAUCGAGAGAAGUUUGAAGAUUAUCCAAACAAAAGACGAGCACUUAUUCCUUUCAUUUUAUAAGUAUUCUAGUGUGUAAAAAAUGUAUACAUCUUACUGCAGAAGUCGUCGUGUCACCAUGUACCCAACCUUCUAAUAAAUAAAGCAGGAGCCCAAAACGUUCUCUUAUUUUAUUUUGUAGCUAAAAAAAAAAUGAUUAAAAAGUUGUCCUCUUCCGUUUUGCGUCUACUGGUACCUGCAUAUUUAUCUUUUCUUAGGUUAUUUUAUCCUCUGUACCCUUCUGUAUUAGCAGCGUCUUGAUUUUUCCGUCAAUGCCCAAAAUUCGUGAAUUUUAUAAGUCCGCUCCAAAGGCUCCAAACUGGAUUUUGAUUGUAUUUGGAAACUUGGUGAUACAAUAAUUCCAUGUGCUGACAACAAUAAUCACCUAUAGGCAUUAUUAUCAACAACAAACUUACACUCUUAGAUAAAAUUAUAACAGCUUGUAGAAAAAGAAACCCAAAAAUCAUAAUACGCUCUCAACGAUAUAGGCUCAAAUUAUCUUAACCCGAUUACUUUGUCACACCUCUAUAAGACGAUCGUUCUUCCCACAGUCCUCAACGGUGUGAAUUUGGGAACAAUCUAUCUACCAACGAUCUUCAACGCCUCAAUGUUUUUCAACAUUUUGUUUGCAAAAAUGCAAAAACCUUCCGACCAAAAUAAGAUCCGGUAUCUGUGAAAGUGUUUUAAACGUUCUACCUAUCAAAUUGGAAUAAGAUAUCCGCAAACUGUUAUUUCUAAAGGACGACUUUGUCUCAUGGAUCACUUGUCUCUCUCAAAGAAGAUAUUCUCAACACGCUUAUUUUCAUUUCUGGAGAACAUUUCUAAUAAACACCGAGGAUUCUUCCAGAUGUAAUGAAUGUUUUGUCCACGUACAGUCUUACUGAAUAUCUACAAACGUGGCUCCAUAAAUGCUCAUUUCCACUGAAACAGAUAGAGAUAGUGAGAUCUGCUGUAUCAAAGCUACACCAAACAAACCGUAACAUCAGAAUGAUCCAUGACAAUGAUUUUUACCGUUUCAAAUCCAUUAUCCAAAACCAAAACCCAAGUUUUAUCUGGUCCAUUCCGUCCAACUCAUAGCAAAUGGAUGUGGAACUCCAGAUUUUAUCUAGGUAUCAUCCUCUUUUGUACUGGGAUGUUUAUCAAUCUUCAAGCCGAUCAUAUUCUUAGAAAUUUGAGGAAACCAGGGGAGACUGGCUAUAAAAUUCCUAGAGGUGGUUUGUUUGAAUAUGUCUCCGGAGCAAACUUCUUUGGGGAGAUCGUAGAAUGGCUGGGGUUCGCUGUGGCUAAUGGGACUCUUCCGACAUUUGCCUUUUUCUUCUUCACUCUGUGUAACAUCGGACCGCGUGCCUGUCACCACCACCAGUAAUUCAGGCAUUGUCGAGAAAUUAGCCGUGAAAUAGUAGCGAGAGUCUGAGUAGCUCAGUCGAUAGAGUCAUGGACAUGGCCCCGGUGACCCGGAUUCAAGCCCCAAUUGCCGCAAUUUUUUUUUUUUUUACUAUUUUUCGCUGAGAUCUACGAUUUUAUCUUUGAAGUGAUAAGUUUAUUCUAAUCUAUUCAAAAAUCGGUCGGAAGACCCACUCGUUGCUCGCAACGAGAUUGUGUCUAGUUUCAAACACUGUUUGUUUUUACAAUUCACUGUUGUUGGAAAUGCUUCUCUGUCAGUAGAGAAAAUGCAGUAUUCUUUUUAUUCUUCGAUCUAUCUUUUCUUAUUA